Messenger RNA from Mesocricetus auratus (golden hamster), 2539 nucleotides. RefSeq names its product disintegrin and metalloproteinase domain-containing protein 21-like. Gene Ontology annotation, molecular function: metalloendopeptidase activity. NCBI's taxonomy places the organism in Eukaryota, Metazoa, Chordata, Mammalia, Rodentia, Cricetidae. The coding region runs from base 78 to 2333 and encodes 751 amino acids. Gene Ontology annotation, biological process: proteolysis; male gonad development. The record is from RefSeq and is a predicted model, not a curated record. The transcript has a single exon. Gene Ontology annotation, cellular component: sperm head plasma membrane; plasma membrane; external side of plasma membrane.
AGCCCUUUGUCCACUGUCAGUGUCUCCCAUCUCAGGCAGUGGCCACAGCAGAGUGUUUUAGCCUAGCUCCAUCUAGGAUGUUGUCUCUGAGCUGGAGCAUGGGGCUGGUAGGAAGACCUGUGACCCUCAGGGCCCCCCUCUUGCUGGUUGCACUCUGGGUGCUGCUCCUGGUUCCAAGCCAGUGUUUUCAAGGCCGUCCUACAUGGCGUUAUAUCUCAUCAGAGGUGGCCACUCCUCGGAAGGUGACCUACCAUGGCAAGGGUUUUCAAGUUCCAGGACGGCUCUCCUACAGCUUGCGGUUUAGAGGCCAGAGACAUAUCAUCCACCUGCGAAGAAAGACUCUUGUUUGGCCCAGACACUUGCUCCUGACGACUCAGAACGACCAAGGAGCCCUACAGAUGGAUUAUCCUUUUUUCCCUGUAGAUUGUUACUAUUCUGGCUUUCUGGAGGGGAUCCCUUAUUCCACGGUCACUGUGGAUACUUGUUCUGGGGGCCUGAAAGGUGUCAUGAUGUUCGAUGACCUUGCCUAUGAAAUCAAUCCCCUCAGUGAUUCACACAGGUUUGAGCACGUUAUUUCUCAGAUAGUAGCUGAUUCGUCUACAGUGGGGCCAAUGAAUGACUGGAAGGACAUGAAGCAUAGCACGGAACCCUCCUUCUCUGGAACAAAUUCCGGUGUAGCUCCCAGAUUUUCUAGUAGAGACUAUGCUUCCCAUGCAGCUACUGUCAAAGGACAUUUUCUGGCAACCUGGAAAUUAUAUACUGUAGUCUACAAUGUUACAAGGAGUUGCGUUUAUUUGUUUUCGCUAGUUAGUUUAAUGGACACUUAUCUGAACAACAUCCAUGUACGAUACUUUGUUAUUGUUUUAACUGUGUUCAACCAUGGAAAUCCAUUUCGAGCGAACUACAGAGUGCCAGGAGGUGAUUUUCACAAUUACUAUCUGGCAAAUUUUUAUCACAGAUUUAGACCUGACACAUCAACUAUAAUUGAGUAUGAGGGGGUGAAUGAUGAAGAUGUCGUUCCUAUUGCACGUGGUGUAUGUACUCAGAAUUCUUUAAUCUGUAUUGGUCAAAAUCGCCGAGCGUAUAUAUUUAUGUCUAUGAUAGUAGCCAAUCGUGUCGGGAGGGUUCUAGGUAUAGAGUUUGAUGAUGAAAAACAUUGUUUUUGCCAGAGGAGAUCCACCUGCAUCAUGUUCAAGCAUCCUAUUCUAACAGAUGCUUUCAGUAAUUGUUCCAUCGCUGACCUAAACUUCAUAAUCAAUACCGCUGGCCAGGUGCAGUGUCUUUUCACUGAUUUUACUACUUAUUAUAAUAGAACAAUAACCUAUAGUGUUUGUGGUAACUUCAGAAUAGAUGAAAAUGAGCAAUGUGACUGUGGCUCAAACAAGGCUUGUUAUACAAAUCCGUGCUGUCAGAAUGAUUGCAGAUUCUCAAGAGGUAGCAUUUGUGAUAAAGAAGCAUGUUGUACAAACUGCACCUACAGUCCUUCUGGGACACUUUGCAGAAGCAUCCAGAACAUAUGUGAUCUUCCAGAGUAUUGUAAAGGGAAUGGAGUCCACUGCCCAAAUGACUUUUAUCUGCAAGAUGGAACACCAUGCUCAGAGGAGGGGUACUGCUAUUCUGGGAACUGCACCGAUCGCAAUAUCCAUUGCAAGGAAAUCUUUGGUGUCAAUGCUAUAGCGGGUCAUGAUAAUUGCUACUCAAUCAAUAGGAUAGGUUUCCGAUUUGGAUAUUGUCAUAGACAAAAAGAAGUCCUCUCGUUUACACGUUGUAGUGAAAACGAUAAGAAGUGUGGAAGGUUACAGUGUACCAAUGUCACCCACCUUCCACACUUGCAGGAUCACGUUUCAUUCCAUCAGUCAAUUAUCUCGGGCUCUCACUGUUUUGGGGUCGACGAGCAUCGUUCAACAGAAACAACAGAUGUUGGUCGUGUGAGACUUGGCACUCGAUGUACCAAUACUAAUUUCUGUGAUCAUGGGGCUUGCAAUGGAUCUUUAACUGACCUGAAUUACGACUGUACUCCGCAAAAGUGCAACUUUAGAGGAGUAUGCAAUAAUCUUCGGAAUUGCCACUGUCAUGUAGGUUGGGACCCUCCAAACUGCAUAGGAUAUGGACCUGGAGGAAGUUUAGACAGUGGACCCCUUCCACUUAAAAUGCGCACAAUAAGACAGAGCCAACAAGCAGUGGUAUACUUAAGAGUUGUUUUUGGUCGUAUUUAUGUCUUCAUAGGCUCACUGCUCUUUGGGGUGGCUUUUAGAGUAGCAGUUACUAAGAUUAUCAAGUAUGAAGACUUGCAAGCUGCAUUACGUCAAGCACAAUUGAAUAGGGCAAGGUAAAAUGAAGUUAGCCUUCUGGUCCCUGUGAAGUGAAGAGAAGAACAAAAGAAAACACUAGUAUCAGUAAAGGGACAUGUUAAAACUCAAGUCCACAGUUCUGAAGAGCCUGAGUCUUUUCUGGGGACACAGAAGGGUUUUGAUGCUGUUACCACUCAUCUUUGAUAAGUUGCUGAUACUCACAUGGAAUAAAUCUUCAAAAUUGCAAA